Molecule: messenger RNA, 2554 nt
Organism: Numida meleagris (helmeted guineafowl)
Lineage: Eukaryota; Metazoa; Chordata; Aves; Galliformes; Numididae
Product: T-cell immunoglobulin and mucin domain-containing protein 4-like
Exons: 12
Coding region: 90-1904 (604 amino acids)
Source: RefSeq, a predicted model, not a curated record
AGUUGGGCUCACUCAGCAUCUUUUAUGGCAGCUAUAAGGUCUAGUUUUCUCUCCUUCCACUCACUGACCUGGGGUCGCCGUCAGCGAAGAUGUCCCAUUUUGUGUUGUUUCACUGGAUUAUGAUACAGAUCUUUAUAGUGCACACUGCAUCGGGAACUGUUGUUCGAGGAGUGAUAGGACAACCUGUCACCUUGCCUUGCUCCUACCAGGUGACACAAGAGAAGGAUAUCUCCGAUAUGUGCUGGGGCAGAGGUCCGUGCCCAAACUCCAAGUGCAGUAACAAACUUCUGCACACCACUGGGAGCAGGGUGACAUUCAGAACAUCGCAGCGGUACAACCUGCAGGGCUACGUUUCCUACGGAGAUGUGUCUCUGACGAUUCAGGAGGUGAAGGCAGAAGACGCGGGCACAUACUGCUGCCGCGUGGAGAUCCCGGGCUGGUUCAAUGACAUCAAGCGGAACAUUCAGCUGGUGGUGGCCAGAGUAACCUCUGUGAAGAAAAAGCCUACGAGAAAUAGUUCCAAAUCCAAAAAAGGUUCCAGAAAAACAACUUUUGCACCCCAAACAACCUCUGAUCGUCAAGGAACAAUGCAGACAACUAUCUUCCUGACAACCACUGUCCCCCCAGCAGCUCCUGCAGCCACUGAGUCUCCAACAGUAAAAACUACUUUGUUCCCCCCAGUAUUUGGUGAGACAGCAAGUGACACUUCUCUAGAAAAAAUGGUGUCAACCAGUGCUCUGCCAGAUUUUUCAUCCAGUUUCCAAGCAGCUGAUAUGAGGACUGAAGGUGAUGGCAUCUUCUACUCAACAGAGUUAAUCCAUCUUCCUGAAGCAACAGCCCUGCCAGAGCCAACCACACUUCAGACACCGAAGUUAACCCUUGGUCCUGCAGCAGUGCACACUGCAUCGGGAACUGUUGUUCGAGGAGUGAUAGGACAACCUGUCACCUUGCCUUGCUCCUACCAGGUGACACAAGAGAAGGAUAUCUCCGAUAUGUGCUGGGGCAGAGGUCCGUGCCCAAACUCCAAGUGCAGUAACAAACUUUUGCACACCACUGGGAGCAGGGUGACAUUCAGAACAUCGCAGCGGUACAACCUGCAGGGCUACGUUUCCUACGGAGAUGUGUCUCUGACGAUUCAGGAGGUGAAGGCAGAAGACGCGGGCACAUACUGCUGCCGCGUGGAGAUCCCGGGCUGGUUCAAUGACAUCAAGCGGAACAUUCAGCUGGUGGUGGUCAGAGCACCUCCAGUGAUGACAACAACCAUGGGAAAAGCUCCCAUUUCCCCCAACCAUUUCGGAACAACAACUUUUGCCCCCCAAGAAACCCCUGAUCUUCAAGCAAUCACAUGGGCUGCUGUCCCCUCAGCAGCACCUGCUACCACCGAGUCUCCCCCAGCAUUCGAUGUGACAACAAGCAAUAACUUUCUGGAUAAAAUGAUAACAACCAGUGCUCUCCCAGAUUUUUCAUCCAACUUCCAAACAGAUGAUGCAUGGACUGAAGGUGAAAGUGUGUUCUGCUCAACAAAGCCCAUCUCUCUUCCUGAAGUGACUACUGAAUUCCCAAGUACACUUCUGACUGCAGACAGAACUGAAGAGGCCAACAUUUCUCUCUUGACAGAUGAUGUGCCAGCUGUAGCAACAGCCCUGCCAGAGCCAACCACACUUCAGAUGCCAAAGUUAACCCUUGGUCCUGCAGAGACUUCACUGGGUUCAACCGGCAAUACAGAGAAAGCUGGGAUAAAAUUUUCUCUUCCAAUCUCCACCAUUCUCGGCAUAUCUCUCAUAGGGAUAUCUGUUAUUUUAAUGUUGAUACUCUUAUCAUUGCUUUGGAAACGUAGACGCAUGAGGAAGUUUAUUAUGAAAAGGAAGAGAUCAGAGACUUACAAACGGUCCUCCAUGGAGUAGCAAUUCAUUCCAAUGGACAAAAAAAAAUGGGCCCCAGGAAGGGCACGCUGCAGCAGCAUGGCAAACCAAACCUUCCACCAGUGGGUAAAGCUUGCAGCCAUCGUGAGGCCACUGCACCCCAUCACAUCCUCCUUGAGUCACAUGGAAGUAUACCAGGUGACCACUGAGGUGGUCGUUUUGAAACAGAUGUGAAAUAUUUCAGUAUGAUGAAUCACCCAGUGCAGGUGUUCCUAAUAAGCUCAUGUUUUCUGUCUUGUCUUGAACACAGGAUUUUCUCUAACAAAACACAGUGUUGUCUAUUGAAGUAUCAGCCUUUGCCAAUGAUCAGUACUUUAUAAAUAGUAGAUGGUCUCCUACUGCAUACCUAGUGGAUGAGGGCUGGGGGCCAAGGAGGGGCUCCUUUCUGAACCCCAUUGUGUUUCUCUGCCAGCUGUCACUAUAAGAUCUGAACAGGCCUUUCCUAAUUGUUAGAAUGAUGCAUGCAAGGUAAAUACUUCAUGGUGUAAAUAAGUAGACUUUUACCAUUGAAAUCAGUGGCCUCAGUAGCUCCUGGUCUCUGUUCCAAUGGGAAUGUGCCAAUACUGCAAAUAAAGAAGGGUGCUGUGAAUCAUCAAAGUGCUUUUGCCCCAUCCAUACUGAUCUAUGCUUAU